CACACUCAGACAUGCAUGUUCAAAUACACUCAGCAGUGCUUAGACAAAGAGGGCUGGGCUUCGUCUGUAACCUACUCAGCUGCUCAGGUCACUGACCGGCCUCAAGGGUUACUGCUGAUCCCCUCGUCGCUCUCCACCAUGAUCCUGUACCUGCUCUUCGCUUUUCUUACGCUCGGUGUUGCGGGAUCACAAGCAGCCAACAUGACAGAGGUACAGCUGAGCAAAGCUGAGGGGAACCAAACAUUCAGCGAGCCCUCCGCUGGCAACAGUACAAUGAAAUUCAGCAACACGACAUCCAGUUUGGACAAAGACACGAUGAACGAACUGCAGAACAACCAAACAUCUACUCUUAUCACAGAGGAUGACGAGAAUUUUCAGGAGCAGGAAACUGAGUUCCCAGGCAGACAAUGCAAACAGGACUUAUUGGUAGAAUACAGUCACGGACUUUGUGGGGCAGUUUUUCACAUGGCAAUGCUGUCAAUCACCGAAAACUGGUGUGUAAUGGAAAAUAUCAUCAGACCAUACAACAACAUGACGCUAUGCUUGGAGAUGUUGUCUGGUGUGUUCGGCUGCUAUUACCCAAACCCCAGCAUUCAAGACUUCUUCAUCGACAUCCACACUCAGUACUUCCAGAACUGUUCUUGGGAGGAGCCUCUGCUUGUGGAUGCUCCUCAGAAUGUGGUGAUCGCCCUCACUCUCAUCCCUAAAUCAAUAGAUACUCGGUACACUGCAUGACCGAAAGGAUGUGGACACUCUAACAUGACCCUAAUGUGAUCGAUUGACAGUCUCGACUCUCCUGAGAAGUCUUUCCUCCAGAUUUUGCUGUUAAUCCAACAAUCAGCAAGUUGGUUUUCCAGUUCCUCCUAAAGGUGUAGGAUGGAGUUAAGGUCAGAGCCCUGUGCAGACCAAUAUCCUAAAACUUUCUGGCUUUAUAUUUACUGUACAAAGGCACACAUUUGGCAAACCUCAGUGAAACACCUGUAUAUGUAAAUGUAUGAUAUUGUGAAUUUUCAGUAAAUAAAGUUUGAAUUAUUUUGUGUGUA
Micropterus salmoides (largemouth bass) is the source of this 1043-nucleotide messenger RNA. RefSeq lists its product as uncharacterized. The record is from RefSeq and is a predicted model, not a curated record. Gene Ontology annotation, molecular function: coreceptor activity. Bases 16 to 735 code for a protein of 239 amino acids. Gene Ontology annotation, biological process: calcium ion transport; G protein-coupled receptor signaling pathway; angiogenesis. Gene Ontology annotation, cellular component: membrane; signaling receptor complex; cell surface. The transcript is spliced from 6 exons. Lineage: Eukaryota; Metazoa; Chordata; Actinopteri; Centrarchiformes; Centrarchidae.